AUGACGACAUCAUCAUUAAAGCCAUCGACAUCAAAUGAAAUGACAAGCCAGGUGAAAGCUCGGAAGUUCAAGAAAAUUCCGGUAUUUAUUGUUGAAGCUCACAAUGAUGUUCUUGAACUUAUACUACCAUCACUUGCGAAUCGUUAUCUCCCAUUUCAAGACAAUUUAAUGAUUCAUUUCGAUUCACAUCCUGAUCUCUGUGUUCCUCGACAAAUGCCAGUGGAAGUUGUUCGCAAUCGACAACUUUUAAUUGAAAGUUUAAGCAUUGAAAAUUGGAUUGUUCCAUUAAUGUAUUCAAAGCAUAUCAACGAUGUUGUUUGGGUUCGUCCAAGUUGGUCGGGUCAGAUUGAAAAUGGUCGUCAUCAAUUCUCUGUUGGAGAUUGUGAUGACAAAAUCUUCGUAAGUUCAACAAUGGAAUAUUUCUUAUCUGAUGGAACGUACAAGAAUGAAAAUCUGCUCAAAAAUGCAAAGAAAGUCACAUUACAAGUUUGCGAAUCAUCAGAGUUGUUGGAAUUAAAUGAUGGCCAGCAAUGGAUCUUAGACAUUGACCUUGAUUAUUUCAGUACGUUAAAUCCUUUCAUCGCAAUUUAUCCGAAGGCUAACACAUAUGAGAAACUGAAAGCAAUCUUUCAUGUUGAUAAAUGCUAUGAUCAAAAGGAUCCUGAAGCAAUCACCCGCUACGUUAAUGAGAGAAAUCAUCAACUUGAGUUCUUUGAAUCCAUUUUUCAACAUAUGGCGCAGAACGGGUCGCUGGAAAAGUUCAAGUACGAAGACCCAUCAAUGGAUGAAAAAUUUGAUCUCGUUAAAGAGUUGAUUGAAUGUUUAUGUCAUCAUUAUUCAAUUUUCGACAUUGACUGGUUUGUCGUUAACGAUGCUGGUUGUACAUGUGAUGACGACAAAUAUCAACUCCCUCACCAUGAAACAUCGAAUGAACAAAUCAAGGAAAUGAUAGCAAAAUUUGAAAACUUUUUGUUGAACUUGAAAACGUCACCGACGCUGAUAACUAUCGCUCGGUCUUCACUUGAUGGCUACACACCACCAAAUCAAGUUGAACUAAUUCAAAGCCAAGUUCUUCAAGUUCUCAGAAAGAUUUACGGAGAAAAUUUGGCACCUGAAACUUUAUGGUAUAAAAAUACUUCAACCAACAUGACAGCUCUUGAAAUGAUUCAACCAAAGAGAGGAUCUCAGUCAUAA
Molecule: messenger RNA, 1194 nt
Organism: Clunio marinus
Lineage: Eukaryota; Metazoa; Arthropoda; Insecta; Diptera; Chironomidae
Source: the annotation of a GenBank genome assembly